UAGUCAGCGUCAGUAUACAGCCAGAGUAAGUAUAGCCGGUUGUUUGUGCGCGCGGCACUGCAGUUCUUUCGUGACCACGCGUCGCUGUGGUUGUCAUCGUUGUCGAUCGUAUAUGGGUAUAACGGCUCUAAAAAAAGCAGACAUGGCAAGUGAAAGAACGCCUAGUUGUGGUCCAGGUUAUCCUAGUCCAAGAGAUGCAACGCUGCAUGGGCCGCGCGAGAAAAUACUCUAUGUGAACUGCAUACACACCCAUCCAAACAAACCUGAUGCACUCGCAACUGUUGAUGUCGACCCUGACAGUCCCACUUAUUGCCAGAUAAUCCACAAGUUGAGCAUGCGAGAAGUGGGAGACGAGCUACAUCACAGUGGUUGGAAUAUCUGCAGCAGCUGCCACGGAGAGCCAGGCAAACGCGACACCCUUGUAUUGCCAUGCCUCAUGUCCGACAGAAUCUAUUUUGUCGAUGUCACGGACGAGAGGGCUCCGAAGAUCAAGAAGAUACUGGAACCCGAAGAAAUGUACAAGUUUGGAGUUGCGACUCCGCAUACAGCUCAUUGCUCACCUACCGGUGAAAUUAUGAUUUCGACCUUAGGAAGACCUAAUGGCGAUGCGUAUGCUGACUUUCUCUGUAUUGACACAAAAACACUGGAAAUUACGGGAACGUGGGUGAAGGGACCGAAGAGAGCCAAGUUUGGUUAUGACUUCUGGUAUCAACCGCACCACGACACCCUCGUCGCUACGGAGUGGGGCACGCCAAAAGUCUUCAAACGGGGUUUCAGCGCCGACAACCCACACGAUCAUGAGGUCUACGGUAGAAGCUUAAAUUUUUACUCGUGGAAGGAUAGGACACUGAAGCAGGUGAUCAAUUUAGGCGAAGAAGGUGUGACACCACUGGAGGUGAGAUUUCUGCACGAGCCAACGAGCCAAGACGGUUACGUGGGUUGUGCCGUGAAUUCGACCGUUUACCAUUUUCACAAGGACGGACAGGGCGAUGUUUGGGUCGCUGACAAAGUCAUCAAGGUGCCGUUGAAAAAAGUCGAAGGAUGGAUGGCACCAUACAUGUCCGGUAUGAUCACGGACAUUCUCGUCAGUCUCGAUGACAAAUACCUGUAUUUUUCCAAUUGGUUGCACGGCGACGUGCGUCAAUACGACAUAACCAAUCGCGCGAAACCACAACUCACUGGACAAAUUUUCAUGGGCGGCUCUAUUCUGUCUGAUUCGAAAGUACGAGUCAUCGAGGACCACGAGCUGGAAAAACAACCUGAUCCGGUCUAUAUAAAAGGUCGCAGACUCGAUGGUUCUCCCCAAAUGCUGCAACUCAGCUUAGAUGGGAAACGACUAUAUGUGACCACAUCGAUUUUUAAGCCUUGGGAUCGGCAAUUCUAUCCCGAACACAUGAAGAACGGCUCUGUUAUGGUGAAAUUUGACAUUGAUGUUGAGAAUGGUGGAAUGAAACUCGAUGAAAACUUUUUGGUUGAUUUUGGUGCGGAUAGAACUGAUGUUAUGCUUGCUCACGAAAUGAGAUAUCCUGGCGGAGAUUGUACGUCAGAUAUAUGGUUAGCAGAUAAUCAAAGGAGUUGCAGCAGAAAUUAAUUUCUAUGUUAUUCGAUUAUGAUUUUAUUUUGUAGUAUGGAGUACUUUUUAUAUUUCAAAUAAAAUACCUGAAAAUUUA
Messenger RNA from Phymastichus coffea, 1670 nucleotides. RefSeq names its product methanethiol oxidase. The coding region runs from base 113 to 1591 and encodes 492 amino acids. Gene Ontology annotation, molecular function: selenium binding. The record is from RefSeq and is a predicted model, not a curated record. Lineage: Eukaryota; Metazoa; Arthropoda; Insecta; Hymenoptera; Eulophidae. The transcript is spliced from 8 exons.